Molecule: messenger RNA, 707 nt
Organism: Tarenaya hassleriana
Lineage: Eukaryota; Viridiplantae; Streptophyta; Magnoliopsida; Brassicales; Cleomaceae
Product: probable vacuolar amino acid transporter YPQ2
Exons: 7
Coding region: 1-684 (227 amino acids)
Source: RefSeq, a predicted model, not a curated record
AUGACGUUGUUAACCUCCUUCUUCUUCGGUGGAAUUCAGAUCGUUGGUCGGAAUUGGAACGCCGCCGUCUGCAUCCUCAUGCUUUCGAGCAGCAAAAAGCGGCCCUUCGGCUUUGGCAAUAGGGAUGGCUCCUCUUCGGAGGAGGAUGACGUCGACACUACUAUAAACACCAUUAUUAUAACAACUGAAUCCACUUUCCAACCCCGACCAGUUCCUAGUCCGGCUUGUGUCCCGAACCCUUUUUUCAUUUCCAUUGGCCACAGGUUUGAUGAAUGCGUACACGGGCAGACAUCUACUACAAGUAGGUUGAUAUCUGUAUACGCACAAUGCGUGGUCGGGCAGUGGUUGGGAUGGUCGAUGGCUGCUAUUUACAUGGGUGGCCGUGUCCCCCAGAUUUGGCUUAACACCAAACGAGGAAGCGUCUGGGGUUUGAAUCCACUGAUGUUCGCCUUUGCACUGCUCGCAAAUCUAACACAAGUGGCUAGUAUUCUUGCCCGAACAACAAAAUGGGACACCAUAAAAGCCAAUCUGCCAUGGUUGCUGGAUGCAGUUGUCUGCGUGGCACUUGAUCUACUCAUCAUAUUGCAGUAUAUCUACUACAGCUCCUUCAUGAACAAGAACCAUACACACGAAGAAGACAACUACGGAGACAAUGCGGACGCAACCAAAGGCUUUGUGUCAUGAGUCUCUUCGAAUUUUGCCCCAAC